This is a messenger RNA of Photinus pyralis (common eastern firefly), 1684 nucleotides long. Its product is annotated as annexin B9-like. The record is from RefSeq and is a predicted model, not a curated record. The transcript is spliced from 5 exons. Gene Ontology annotation, molecular function: calcium-dependent phospholipid binding; calcium ion binding. Gene Ontology annotation, cellular component: cytoplasm. NCBI's taxonomy places the organism in Eukaryota, Metazoa, Arthropoda, Insecta, Coleoptera, Lampyridae. Bases 175 to 1548 code for a protein of 457 amino acids.
AUUCCACCUCCCACAGUACGAAAUUGUGGUGAAAUUUUACCUUUUCCGAGAGAACGAAUUACUCACAAGUUACUACGUCAUAAAAAUAAACACUACUAAAUCCAAUUGGAAAAUCCACGUAUUAACUUGAAAUACGUCGACAGUUGUAGUUGAGUGUUCUAAAGGGAAGUUAAAAUGAGCUACCCCGGAUAUCCACCCUAUCAACAGGGACCGGGCAUGCCUGGUGCAAACCCUCCGUAUCCGCAACAAGGAUACCCACCAUAUCCAGGAGGUGGCGGUGCCCCAUACCCGGGCGCAUACCCACCCCAAGGAGUGUACCCCCCAUCGCUCGGGUUUAGCUCGAAUGCCCCCAUGUACAUGCCCCAACCGAGCUACCCUGGUGCACCUCCACCUGAAGGAUCCUACCCCAGUGCAGAACCAUCCUACCCAGGUGCAGCACCAUCCUACCCCGGUGCAGCCUCACAACCACCUUAUGCGGGCGCACAGCAGGUCUAUCCCACUCAUCACACACCGAACUAUGCACCACCUCCACCUACCUCGCACGACAACUACGAACCACCCCAUGGGGGAUACAGCUCGCAACCGGAAGUCGUUCAAAGGAAAUCGCCAACCGUAAUACCGGCGAGCCCCUUCGAUCCUCGAGGCGACGCCGAAGUCCUAAGAAAAGCCAUGAAAGGCUUCGGUACGGAUGAAAAGGCCAUAAUCAACGUACUGGCCAGACGUACCAACGCGCAACGUCUCGAAAUCGCGGUCCAAUUCAAAACAAUGUACGGAAAGGACCUGAUUAAAGAUCUGAAAAGCGAACUGAGCGGCCGAUUCGAAGACCUAAUUGUCGCCUUAAUGCUGCCCUUACCUCAGUAUUACGCCAGGGAGUUGUACAAUGCGGUCAGCGGAAUGGGAACCGACGAAGAUUGCCUCAUUGAAGUGUUGUGCACUUUGAGCAACCACGAGAUUAUGACCAUACGAACUGCGUACCAAAACACGUACCACUCCUCGUUGGAAAGUGACCUCAGAGGUGACACAAGCGGUCACUUCAAGCGUCUAAUGACCGCACUGUGCAGUGCAGGUCGCGAUGAAAGCGGUGUCGUAAAUCAAGCACACGCAUCUGCAGAUGCCCAACAAUUGCUAAACGCCGGUGCUCUACAGUGGGGAACGGACGAAUCACUAUUCAACAUGAUCCUCUGCAGUCGCAACUACAACCAGCUCAGACUGAUAUUCGACGAGUACCAGCGCAUAGCCGGUCACGACAUCGAGCAAGCUAUCAAAGGGGAGUUUUCCGGUGAUAUCGAGCAAGGUCUGCUCGCUGUGGUACGCGCGAUACGGAGUUUACCGGCGUUCUUCGCCAAAAGGUUGUAUCAAAGCAUGGUGGGUAUGGGCACCAAUGACAAUCAGCUGAUACGAAUCAUUGUGACAAGGAGCGAGGUCGAUAUGGGCGAGAUUAAGCAGCAUUACGCCGCUAUGUACGGAAAGGACUUGGCAGCUGCUAUUGCGGAUGACGUCUCAGGAGACUACAAGAAGUGUUUGUUAGCCCUGAUUGGAGCAUAUUAAAGUUGCCAAUUCUUUAAACAUUCGAUUUGUAGAACACUAUUUUGUUGUGUACUUCAAGAACUAUUUUUGAACUGUAUUUACUCUUUUUUGUGAGAUUUUAAGGCCUUAAUAAAUGUUGCAAGUGUCAAAGUUUAAA